Molecule: messenger RNA, 762 nt
Organism: Colletotrichum fioriniae
Lineage: Eukaryota; Fungi; Ascomycota; Sordariomycetes; Glomerellales; Glomerellaceae
Source: RefSeq, a predicted model, not a curated record
AUGGCCCCAAGAAGCAUCAUGACAACCUACCCCCACGCCCAUCACCGACGCUACGCCUCGCCCCCCAUAAGCCCAUCCACCUACAACCCCGACACAAACGACAUCCUCGCCGAGCUGGGCCUGCGCGCCGACGACUCGGCUUCGAGCGCGGGCGAUUCUAGUACAGGGUUCUCGACCGUCGACUCGGGCGUCAGCGUCAACGGGGGCGGGAGUGAGGGUACGGGUACGGGGAGCGGAGCCGGCGGGAGGAGGAGACGGCGGAGGAAUCGUAACCGGAAUGGUAACGGUAACAACAACAACAAUAACCACAACAAUGGCAACAGCAACAACCAGUCUGCGUAUAAUGGCAGCGGUGGGAGUAACAACAUAGAUAACAAGAAUGGCAACGGCGGGAAUUACAACAGGCAGACGACGGUGGUGAUUCCCCGGCAGGGCGGGGACCGAGAUGAGAAGCCUGUGCGGUUGCAGAUUGGGUUGAAUCUGGAUGUCGACCUGGAGCUCAAGGCCAAAUUGAAGGGAGAUAUCUGCUUGUCUCUGGUAGUGGAGAGAAGAUUCUCCAAACGCGAAUCGAUGCGGGUGAAGCCCAACUGGAAGGGCGAAGUGGACGUCAAAGAAAUGUUCCACAUGCGUCUUGGCAAAUUCAGCUUCAGACAGCGGUGGAUUGACCGCGAGGUCAGCGAGAGUCUUACGGUGGCGAUUGGGGUCUCGCUUGUAGUGGGCGGGUUCGUUACUGGGUUUGCGGCGUCGAGAUGGUUGUGCUGA